UACAGGGUGUACAUACAGUAUGAGGCACUUUUACAUGUUGAUGAGUGUUCACUACGACCUGUCACCCGCAGCAUGCCCGUUGAAAAUAAUGAACAUUUUAUAUCUACAGGUUCACAGUGUAGUUACUUGAGUGUGUGGUUCUAUGUGAUUGUCAAAUUCAGUCUCUAAAGCUCCAUCACACACCAGUUAAGACAACUGGACACCUUUGAGUAUAUGUGAUAGCUGGACCCCCCCCUUGGCGUUCCUAAAGAUGGCUGCUGAAGAUAGUAAUCACACGAUGAAAAAACAAACGAGCUGCAAACAUCCAACCAUUCAGCAUGAAGGAUGUGGUCUGACGUGGAGAUCAGAUAAUUACUGGUGUCUGUACAUAAAUAUCUGUCAGACUGAGACCCUCUGAAGCUCUAGUGGGUUGACUGACACCAUGCAGGAUCUGGGACGGCUUCUGCUUUUCCUCGCUCUGAUCUGUGCUGGAUCACAUGGUAAUAGAAUUAUCAAUGGGAAACGUGCUCCAGAAGGUUCUAUGCAGUUCAUGGUUUCUGUCCAGAGUGAAAACGGUCAUGUGUGUGGAGGCUUUCUCAUCAGGGAGGACUUUGUGGUCACCGCUGCUCACUGUGACGUUAAUCUGACGCACGUCAUUCUGGGAGAACGCAACUGGAAGAACAGCAAUGCCAAGAAAAUUAAAAUAAUCAACCAAUGCAAGCUCAGCAACUACAAAGACCCUGGAUUAGGUUACGACAUAAUGCUCCUUAAAUUGGCCAGAAGAGCUCCGAUAGGCGACAAGAUUAAAACCAUUCCACUGGCAGAGAGGAACAUGAACUUGGAGGACCAUCAGGAGUGCUAUGUGGCUGGAUGGGGGAAAACGGAGAGCAGUGGCGUUCCUGUGGCUGACCUGAUGGUGGUGAGUGUGUCCAUCAUAAAUCAGGAGGUCUGUAGGAACAACUGGAUCAACCUUCCCGCCAAUGUGAUCUGUGCUGGUGGAUAUGAAACCAACAAAGGAUUCUGUCAGGGGGAUUCUGGAGGUCCUCUGGUGUGCAACGGGAAAGCUGUCGGCCUCGUCUCUUUUAACAGAAACUACAACUGCAAAUACCCAGAUGCUCCCAACGUCUACACGGACAUCAGAGGAUAUGAUGACUGGAUCAAACAAAUCCUCAUGGAGGGAACGUGCCCCAAUGGCCAGGGUUGGAUUAGAGAGAUCACCCCUCAUUUGCGGGGGUCAGGGAUCAGAGAUCUUCAAAGCCCCUAAAUCUGUGAAUCCCCCAAAUCAGCAAAUCCCCCAAAUCUGCAAAUCCUCAGAAUAAGCAAAUCUGCGAAUUUCCCAAAUCCACAAACAACCCAAAUAUGCAAACACACCUAAUCCGUGACCUCCCUGAAUCUGAGAAUCCCACAGAUCUGCGAAUCUCACGAUUAAGCACGCACUCAGAUUCCGCAAAACCCUCUGAAUCUACAAACCCCCCUAUACACAAACAAACCUUAUCCGCGAAUCCCACAAUUCCGCAAACACCCCGAAUCCAUGCAAACCCCAGAUUUGCAAACACAGAGAAGCCCCUGCCUGUUACGAUCCAUACUCAUCAAUACUUCUGAUCAUGCUUUGAAAACAUUUAUAAAAAAAAAAAAUUUCAAAACAGCAGCAUCCUUUACGACCAAGACGAGUCACUCUGUCUCUCAUUGCGUUAAAACCAGGAGUGCGCUUCCUCCUUCAUCAAACGUUAAACACCUGCUCUGCUCUGGAUGAUAAUUAUCC
Molecule: messenger RNA, 1741 nt
Organism: Oryzias melastigma (Indian medaka)
Lineage: Eukaryota; Metazoa; Chordata; Actinopteri; Beloniformes; Adrianichthyidae
Product: duodenase-1
Exons: 5
Coding region: 422-1243 (273 amino acids)
Biological process (GO): proteolysis
Molecular function (GO): serine-type endopeptidase activity
Source: RefSeq, a predicted model, not a curated record